AUGGAAUCACCUAACGGUAUGUAUCUCACUGUAGAUUUUCACUACAACAAAAUGUUUGCACCAAACCCGUUAGUGUACCUAGACCCUAUAAGAAUUACUUAUGAAAGAUUGGCAGAGGGUAUUAGAAGAAUCGACAAUGAUGCUGAUUAUUUUGAGUUUAUUGAAGAUGGUUACAUGGCUAAGAACGAGCUAAGAAUGAAUGUCUACAUUGACCACCAAAACGAACCUAUUGUUGACUGGGCCGAUAAGGAGAUGUUAACAGGUGAUGAGGUGUCUGAUUUGGUGUAUACUUUUGACAAAACAGUUGAUGAUGAAUUUUUGAACAAGUGUGGUAAGCCCAUUCUUAAUAGUAAUCAAGAAGUAAAUGAUGAUGAUGAUGUCAGUGAUGAAGAUGAUGAGGUUGUGUUCCCUGUUUUUGAUGAGAAUCAAGAAUGGGAUAAAAUGGUCCCAGUUUUAGGUAUGAAGUUUUCCAACCCUCUUGAAUUGAAGCUAUGUCUAACUAACUAUGCUGUCAAAAUGGGUAUGAUUUAUGUUAAGAUGGAGGUGGAUGUGAUGCCUGAUGGAGAAACAUACUUCUCAAAGUUUUAUGUGUGUUUAAAGGGUUUGAAGGAUGGAUGCAGAGAGGGUUAUAGGAGGGUAAUUGGAGUAGAUGGUUGUUUCUUAAAGGGCAUAUGCAGAGGUCAGUUGCUUGCAACCAUUGGGAGGGAUGCAAACAACCACAUAUAUCUUGUUGCAUGGGCUGUGGUUGUAAUGGAAAAUAAAGAAACAUGGAAGCGGUUUCUUGAUCUUCUGAUUGAUGACAUUGGAAUGGGUGUUGGGCAUGGACUAACCAUAAUAUCAGACCAACACAAAGUUGAUAGGAGUUGUGAUGCAUAUGAAAAUGGUGUUUCUGAAAGUCUUAACUCAGUGAUUGAAACUACUAGGAAGAAACCACUCAUUACCAUGUUAAAAGAAAUCCGGAUUUAUGUAAUGGAAAGGUUGUGUAUAUACAAGACCAAGGGGCUGCAUGUUAGCGGCCACCAAGCAACCACCGUCGAGGAACCUACUCUAGGACCAUUCUUCUUCUCCUUCAACAGUCGCUGCUGUCGGCAACGUGUGUGCAACUGCAAGUACCACCACAUUCUUCUUCUUCUACUGCUAUUGUGGUCGUUCAUGAUGGCACUUCUUCUUGGAUCUUCAAUGCUACAUUACAGCCACGUCUGCCGCCCGCCGUUCGCCGUCACUCCGGCAUUGCCCACCUUCAUGGAGGAGUGA
Molecule: messenger RNA, 1254 nt
Organism: Lactuca saligna
Lineage: Eukaryota; Viridiplantae; Streptophyta; Magnoliopsida; Asterales; Asteraceae
Source: the annotation of a GenBank genome assembly